Molecule: messenger RNA, 2093 nt
Organism: Olea europaea var. sylvestris
Lineage: Eukaryota; Viridiplantae; Streptophyta; Magnoliopsida; Lamiales; Oleaceae
Exons: 2
Coding region: 210-1142 (310 amino acids)
Molecular function (GO): DNA binding
Source: RefSeq, a predicted model, not a curated record
GGGUUUUUUUAUCUAUAAAUACGAGAUGAUUUUUGAAGUUUUAAAUCACUUUGCUAUCGAUUUUACUUCGUAUUAUUUCUAUAUCAUAGAUUCAGAUUCAAGUUUCAAUUUCUUCUUUCUCACUAGUCACUUCUCAUAUAACAAUUAAUAUAUUCAAUUUCUUUCACUUUACAGUCUAAUAUUCAGUAUUUUUUAUUAUACUAGUUAUUAUGGAUUUUACAAGUGAUGAAGUUAAUCAGUUUGACGGUAGUUCGAGUACUCCAUCUAACUACGAUGCAUGUGAAAAUGUUCCAAUUAAUUUGGAGGAUAUUGAAGAGGAAGAAGUUCAAGUACUCGAGACAAAAAGGUCAAAAAAAGAAUCAUCGGACUGUUGGCAACAUAUGACACGAAAAAAAAUUGGUGUUCAAAAUGGAGUAGAUAUUUGGAAAGCAUGUUGCAAUUAUUGUGGCAAAGAACUUAGUUGGAAGCCUGGUUCGAGCACAACGCAUUUGAAUAGACACGUAUUGAGGAGUUGCAAAGCAAAACCAGCCGAUCUCGACUCGAAACAAACCGAACUAGUGUUUGGCGGUUCUAAUUCUACUCUUUCCACUUUUGUAUAUUCACAGGAAAGAUUUCGUGAAGGAAUGGCUGCAUACGUGGCUGCAGCAGAGAUGCCGCUUACGAUGAUAGACUCAAUAAACUUUAUCCGACUCGUGCAGAAAUAUCUCCAACCGAGUUUGUGUGCAGAGUAUGGAUUACAGGAGAAAUCAUUUGCCACUGAUGUAACACACAGGUGGAACUCUACAUAUCUUAUGUUACAUUCGUGUGAAAAUUACGAUAAAGUGAUUUCACUAUAUUAUAAUGGUAGACAUACACUCGGACCCGAACAUAAUUUGGAAGAUUGGGAAUGGACUAUUGCAUUUUACGUGAAAAAAUUCUUACAACCUUUUUUCGAUGCAACAAAGGAAUGUAGCGGUGUUUAUUACCCUACAUCUUCUCUUGUUUUACAACAUUUUUUCUACAUUUCACAAGCAUUUCAUAAAUAUAGGAAUUUGCCACUUUUUGCUGAUGUAGUCCGCUCUAUGGAGUUAAAAUUUUGUAAAUACUGGGAAGAGUUGCCUUCUUUAUUUUCUUUUAGCUUCAGUAAUGGACCCUCGACUUAAUUUAACUGGCACAAAAACUACUGUAAAGGGGAUAUCAGAUUUUUUGAAUAUAGAAUUAUCACAUGUGCAUAUAGAAUCUUUUUUAUGUGAAAUGUAUAAUUAUUAUGCUGAAAAGGAAGGUCAGCGUAGUUCUACUUCCCAAAGUUCUUUUUCAAGAAAUAUUACAACAAAUCCCGAAACUUUAUGGAAUUAUUUAGAUAGCAAUACAAGUGCUCCUUCAUUUAGUUUUAGUUCUAGCUCAUCAACAUCUAGAGCGAUCAAUAUUGGUGGUACAAAUCUUGAAAUUCCUUCUGAGUUAGCUAGGUAUAUGUGCGUGGAUGUUCGUAGUGUGUUGCAACCGCACGAAUUACAAGAAUUUAGUCUUUUAAAUUGGUGGAGAUGUAACGAAAGGCAAUAUCCAAUUGUAUCAAAAAUUGCACGUGAUCUACUAACACCUCCGGUGUCUACGGUAGCAUCGGAGGCUGCAUUCAGUUUAGGUGGUCGAAUUUUAUCAGAUGAACGAUCAAGACUAAAAGAAGAUAUAUUGGAGGCUUUGAUAUGUUUGAAGGAUUGGGAAUGUGCAGAAUUACGUGUUCAAGAACAUGUUGAUAGUAUAAUGGCCGAAGAGUUGCAGCAUAUCCAAACAUAGGAUGUUGUAAGUUUUUAAAUUAAUUAUUUUUCUUUAAGAAAUGUAUUUUUUAAAUUUAUUUGAUUCAAAAAAAUUGUACACGAAAUAUUUUAUUCGUAUACAAUUUUAACUCCGCCUACGUUGAUUGUAGCCGGUCCCAAGCCCGGAAAAAGGAGGAGGGUUGUAAUUUGUAACUUUUAUUUAUUUUGUUAUUCGUAUAAAUUACAUAAUUUUGAAAGUUGUACUUUUAUUUAAUUUGUAAUUUGUAUAAAUAAUAAAUGAUGCAAUUUUUAAAUUCUUUCAAAAAAAUGUCAUUCAACAAUUUGCACCACAACAAUUAGCAU